This is a messenger RNA of Neomonachus schauinslandi (Hawaiian monk seal), 894 nucleotides long. Its product is annotated as putative vomeronasal receptor-like protein 4. Gene Ontology annotation, biological process: G protein-coupled receptor signaling pathway. Gene Ontology annotation, cellular component: membrane. Lineage: Eukaryota; Metazoa; Chordata; Mammalia; Carnivora; Phocidae. The record is from RefSeq and is a predicted model, not a curated record. Gene Ontology annotation, molecular function: pheromone receptor activity.
AUGUUUCUGAUGAUUAUUAAAGGAACAAUAUUCCUCUCUGUAACUGGACCUGGCAUGGUGGGGAACGUCUUUGUUUUUGUGAAUUACACAUGCAUUUUCUUUAGGGACACUAAAAAGAAAUCUAUACAUCUAAUUCUCAUCCACUUGGCUUUUACAAAUAUCAUAAUACUUUUUUCCAAGGUAACACUAAAAACAAUAGAAACUUCCGGUUUGCGAAACUCCGACGAUACAGGCUGUAAAAUGUUUGCGUACCUCGAGAGGGUGGCCCGGGGCCUCUCGACCUGCACCAGCAGCUUCCUCACUGUGGUCCAGGCCGCCACCAUCAGCCCCAGAGCCUCCGUGUGUGCCAGCUUCAAGCCAGCAUCCACAUGGCGUAUCCUUCCCUUUUUCCUCUUCUUUUGGAUACUCAAUUCCUUGCUCAGCAUGAACUUACUCUAUUACGUGAAAAACAGCAGCAGCCUAAACAGGUCACAGAUUGAUGAAAGUGAAGGCUACUGUGUUUUUCUACCAGCAAGCCAGACAACGAAGUGGGUUUUUCUCAUUCUCAUGACCCUGCGAGAUUUCCUGUUUCUGGGUCUCAUGGGCUGGCCAGUGUCUCCAUGGUAUGCGUUUCCAAAGCACCACAAGCAUGCCGGCUACCUGCAGAAACCCGAGGUUCUCUACCACAACCCCCCUGAGAUGAGAGCCGCGCACAGUGUUCUCCUGCUGGUGCUUUGUUUUCUUUUCUUUUAUUGGUCAGAUUGUAUUAUUUCUUUAUGUUUAAAUUCUUUCUUUAAUAAUAAAUUCCUAAUAUUAAACAUUCUCGAAGUCUUAACCCUCGGUUAUGUAAUUCUCAGCCCGUUUGUGCUGAUUCACAGAGAUGGACAUCUGGCUGAAUGUUGGCACUCUCAUUAA